UACUAGCCCAAGUUUUUCUGGGCACCGGGUGCCAAUGAUGACCUCAUGAGCUCCAGGCUCAAGACCGUAGGCAUACAGUUCUUGCUGACACUGUCUUGAAUAGCCCUCAGCCUUUCAUGCGUCCAUUCAUUCUCUCCAGUCCUCUGGCGACAAAAUUACUCCCUCAUAAUUAGCCAUUGUCCCCGUUUUUGGCUAGUCUGAAAAAAAAAAAAAAGUUUUUUUUUGGCUAGUCACUUUUGUGCCCUCCCCCAACCCCCAUUUUUAACCUUUUUUGCCUGUCUAUCACACCUCCAUCUUGUCUGAUAUGUUUAUUGUAAAAUUAAGCAAAAUACAGCCCCCUUCCUCUAUCUAUCUUUAGCAUUCUCACUUCAUUCUGUCUCUCUGUCUUCUGUCCUCGUCACAGUGGACUGUUGUAGAUUUUACACUCGAUUUGUUGACUCCUUUGCUUUAAAGUCGGCCGCUCUGAAGAAAAGUAUCUUUAUAAAUGACAUGACCUGUCCCUGAAUGGUGCUUUGUUUACUGUUUUUCCAAAAAGGGGCCCCCACUAUAUUUCAUCUGUCAGAGUUGCUUUUCUUCCUCCCAACAAUGCUUGAUUGUUUCCACACACAAAAAAAAAAUAAAAAAAAAUUGAGAGGGACAGAAAGAGUAAGAGGAAGAGAGAGAGAGAGAGAAAGAAACAGAAAGUACGAAAAAAAGAAUCCAGGUUCCACAGACAGGAGAAUUCUGUAUUAUAUUUUCCUGCCAAAUUCCGAUCUCUGUUUUCCUUCCCCUACACACACAAAGGGCUCAUAACUUACUGUCAACUGUGAGGGAAACCACAAAGCUCCACUGUUGCUCUGCAAAUAGGCUGUGUUGCUUGAUGGCUUCACUGGCUGUAAAGUUUGCUUAACUGCAGCACUGACACCAGGCACUUUGGGAACUGCCGCCCCGUAAGGCCCUGAGUGAGGGACGGAGAGACGGCGAGCUGUUUUUCUUGCGUCUAAGAGUCAUCUCCGGCCGCACUGGGACUGAAAGAGACCACGUGCGAGGGAGACGCUGUGUGUGUGUGAGCGGAGGAGCUUAACAGCUGCUCUGCCGGUUGCUCCGUUCAUGUGUGUGAGUGUACUUCGUUCAGCGUGGCGUCGGAUGUGUUCUGACAAGACGUGCUGUGGCUGGGACGAACGGCCUGUCUGUGCUCGAGUGUUUUUGUGUGUGUUUGUGUGUAUCAGAAUUUGAGGAAGUGUUAUGCCAUCCAGCUCUGAAGUGGUGUGUGAAGAACAGAGAAGGACAGGAGCGGCCAAACAGGCUGAGGGGGACAGUAUCAGAAUCAUGUCUUCCAAGCAAGCCACCUCUCCGUUCGCCUCGACCCCUGACGGAGGCGAGGAUGGAGUGAAUCAGGAGCGCAUGUCCUGGGAGAAAGAGGAGAACUCAGAGUCACUAGUUAACCCUCAGCUGCCCCUGCACAAUCUGCUCCACAACAAACCUCCCCUGGAGGAGCUCCAGCCAAUCAGCAGCAGUGUGCCGCCCGAGUCCGACUGGGACAGCCUGAUGUCAGCCCAGCAGCGCAUGGAAUCGGACAGCAAUAAAGUAUGUUCCUUAUACUCCUUCCGGAAUAACUCUACCUCUCCACACAAGCCAGAGGAGGGGGCCAGGGAGCGCGGCGACCUGCUGAGCAGUUCAGCCUUCGGAACGCCAGAGCGCCGCAAAGGAAGCCUGGCCGAUGUGGUGGACACACUGAAACAGAAGAAACUAGAGGAGAUGACAAAGACAGAGCAAGAUGAAUCCUCCUGCAUGGAGAAACUCCUUUCUAAAGACUGGAAAGAGAAGAUGGAGCGACUCAACACAGGCGAGCUGUUAGGAGAAAUUAAAGGUACUCCAGAAAGUCUUGCAGAGAAGGAGCGACAGCUCUCCACCAUGAUCACACAACUCAUCAGCCUGCGAGAGCAACUCCUGGCCGCCCAUGAUGAGCAGAAGAAACUGGCUGCCUCACAGAUGGAGAAACAGCGUCAGCAAAUGGAGCUGGCACGUCAACAGCAAGAGCAGAUUGCCAGACAACAGCAGCAACUUCUGCAGCAACAGCACAAAAUCAAUCUCCUCCAGCAGCAGAUCCAGCAGGUCCAGGGUCACAUGCCUCCGCUCAUGAUCCCCAUUUUUCCACACGACCAGCGCACUCUGGCAGCAGCCGCGGCAGCCCAGCAGGGCUUCCUCUUCCCCCCAGGCAUGUCCUAUAAGCCAGGUGAUAACUACCCAGUGCAGUUCAUUCCAUCCACAAUGGCAGCUGCUGCCGCAUCAGGACUCAACCCUCUCCAGCUCCAGCAACUCUACGCCGCCCAGCUGGCCAGCAUGCAGGUCUCUCCAGGAGCCAAGAUGCCUCCGCUGCCCCAGCCCCCCAAUUCUACUGGGCCGAUCUCCCCGUCUGGCUUGAAGAAUGAAAAGAGGGCCUCAACCCCACUGGCUCAUGUCAAGGAGGAGGGAACGCAGCCUCUCAACCUCUCCGCCCGACCCAAGACAGCUGAGCCCGUCAGAUCCCCCACAUCCCCGACACAGAGCCUCUUCCCAGGCAACAAGAGCAGCCCGAACAGCCUGUCCAAGAGCAGAGGCAUCCCCAGCCCCAUCGGAGGAAUGGGCCGUGGCUCAUCUCUUGACAUUCUGUCAAGCCUGAACUCAACAGCGCUGUUUGGAGAUCAGGAUGCAGUGAUGAAGGCCAUCCAGGAAGCGAGGAAGAUGAGGGAGCAGAUUCAGAGAGAGCAGCUUCAGCACCAUCAGCAGGGAAUGGAGGCCAAGCUGUCCGCCCUCACCAGCAUGGGCCUGAACAACUGCAGGGCUGAUAAGGAGAGGUCUCAUUAUGAUAACCUGGGCCAUCACCUGGGCAAACUAGGCGAGGAUGGGAAGAUUGGUCACAGAGUCAUCGAUCUCACCAGGCCAGAGGAUUUCGAGGGGUGUAAGGAACUGAAUGGCUCUGCAGAUAAACCACAUCAGUAUUAUUGUUGGCCAACAGGAGGCGCCAGCACUGCCGAGGCACGGGUCUACAGGGAACCCCGGGGAAGGAACAGCAACGAACCUCACAUCAAACGGCCCAUGAACGCCUUCAUGGUCUGGGCCAAAGAUGAGCGCCGCAAAAUCCUUCAGGCCUUCCCAGACAUGCACAACUCCAACAUCAGCAAAAUCUUGGGAUCUCGCUGGAAGUCCAUGACGAACCAGGAGAAACAACCGUAUUAUGAGGAGCAGGCACGGCUCAGCAAGAUCCACCUGGAGAAGUAUCCCAACUACAAGUACAAGCCCCGGCCCAAGCGCACCUGCAUCAUCGAUGGCAAGAAGCUGCGCAUAGGCGAGUACAAGCAGAUGAUGAGGUCAAGGAGGCAGGAGAUGAGGCAGUUCUUCACUGUGGGGCAGCAGCCACAGACGCAGAUCCCCAUCACCACCAGCGCAGGUGUUGUAUACCCCGGUGCCAUAACAAUGGCGACCACCACGCCCUCCCCUCACAUGACGUCAGACUGCUCCAGUGCCUCAGCCAGCCCCGAGCCCACCAUCCCCGUCAUCCAGAGCACCUUCAACAUGAAGAUGGAACCGGACACCAUGGUAACUAACGACCCCGUGAACGGAGAGGACGAGAUGGACAUGUACGAGGACUUUGAGGACGAGCCCAAAUCGGACUACAGCAGUGAGAAUGACACACACGAGCCGGUCAGUGCCAACUGAGGCAAAAACAGCCAGCAAAGAACAUCCUGAAGAAGAUGAAAAAGAGUACAACAACAACAACAAAUAAAAAGAAAACUAAAAACUUGUUUCUGAUGAAAUGCAUUUUGGGAGCCAGCAUGCAGAUGUGGCUCCUGCAGAUUUAACAGCUAUUGGUCUUAAGUGUUUCUCCGAGUGUGAAACAAUUUGAUUGUGUUUUAUUUUGGCUUUUUUUUUUAAUUGUUAUUUUAUUGAAUUUUUUUUCUUGUGUUUUGAUCAUGGACAAUUUAGGGUAUUUCCUACAACAUUUUUGAAUAAUAGGACUUGACGAUUGAAACAUUUCAUAUGAAUCCAUAACUCACAGUCUUACUUAAAUUCAUAUGGAUUUACACAUGUAUUGUUUUUUUCUUUUGAAGCGUACAUUACUGUUUUCGAUGGGGUUCUAUAUCUCACUCAGGUAUGCUGUACCAGCCAACAGCUUGUGAAUGUUUUUAAUCAGAACUAUUUAAAAGGAAAAAGACGACACUUCAUUAGACAUUUCAUAAUACGAUAAAACUGAAGAAGUCCUUACAUUUGAACCAUAGAGGGAAAGCCUAAAACUCCCCAUUAUUAUUGUUGUUCUUGUUAUUAUUAAUACUACUAGUACUACUACAAGUCCAGAUGUGCCAAACAUAUCAUAAGCUUCCUGCUCUUAAAUCUUAAAUUUGAAAGUCUUAAAGAAGAGACUGCAUGAGUCUUAGACAAUCCUUGCAAUCUUAUCUACAAAGCCCACUUUUUUUUCCUCUUCUCCCAGUUUUAUGUCCUCUCCUCUUUUAUUGACAACCACGUCCAAAUGCUCAGGAACUAAGAAUGUCCUAGUUCUCCAGGAGGUUCAAUGCAGUGAUCACUCCGACCACCACCCUCAUCUAGUUUAGUCUUACCCGCUCGGUUCUUAAUCACAGUGAUUGUAAUCAGGCCAGAAUGCCAAGGGGCCAAAUGGCAUCCAAUCUGCAGAAUUGGACAGGCAGCGAAAGGCAGCUUUGGUGUAUUACAAUCACAAAUUGCUGUUGUACAACAUGUACAAGCACAUUCUGCUGAAGUCUUUAGCUCCAUAUUCCAGGGCAGCAAGUUUAAAGUCUUUUAUUUACACUUAAGUCUUGUAGACAUUGUAAUCUUAACUGACAGAAAUAGUCUUAAAGCAGAGCAUAUGGUCUUUGGGCCUCUGCAGUGUGUUCAUCGUUAAGUCUUAAGAGAACGUCCAGUUUAUCAGGAUGUUUUGGCCAGUCAUGCCAGAAGAGUUAAGGAGAAAUUUAACUAAAUGAAUAAUGGCACUUAUUUUC
Molecule: messenger RNA, 4973 nt
Organism: Carassius carassius (crucian carp)
Lineage: Eukaryota; Metazoa; Chordata; Actinopteri; Cypriniformes; Cyprinidae
Product: transcription factor SOX-6-like
Exons: 15
Coding region: 1225-3678 (817 amino acids)
Biological process (GO): regulation of transcription by RNA polymerase II; cell fate commitment; central nervous system development
Cellular component (GO): nucleus
Molecular function (GO): DNA-binding transcription factor activity, RNA polymerase II-specific; RNA polymerase II cis-regulatory region sequence-specific DNA binding
Source: RefSeq, a predicted model, not a curated record